CAUCCAGCAGCAUCACCACGCUGCUAGCAGAAUGGCUGCGCCUGUGGAGAGUGUGACCAAACAUCCAGCUGAACGCUCGCCGUUCACCACCACGAGUUUUCAGAAGAAAACAAGGAGCAAGUUAAUCUCCAUACCUGGCACCAGACCUUCGGUUCAAAACGGACAGCUCUUAGUUUCCACCGGUGUCACCUCGCUCGACUUUCUGCUCGGUGGCGGGUUAGCAGUUGGAACAGUUCUUCUUAUAGAAGAGGACCGCUAUGAUAGCUACUCUCGUAUGAUCCUGAAAUACUUUCUGGCAGAAGGAGUAGUCUGUCGACAUGAACUUUUUGUGGGGGCUGCCCAAGACAACCCUGAUGACAUCUUACAGGAACUCCCUUCUCCCAUCUUGGAUGACGUCGCCAUCCAUAAACCAGCGGAGCAGCCGCAGCUGUCUCGUGAACCCCAGGACAGUUUGGAUGCUAUGAAGAUUGCUUGGCGUUACCAAAAUCUUCCUAAAGUACAGAGUGCUUUGGCAUCAUCAUCCCGCUUUGGCCACUACUACGACGUCUCCAAGAUGAUGGAGCCAGAAAUUCGCCAGGCGGCCAAGAGCCACCGCUUCUACCUUCCUGAACAUCCCACCCAGUCAUCAACCACACGCAGUCCAGUCCUUGAGUCCUACUCUGCAUUGUUGAAAUCACUUCAAGAGGUCAUACACAAGGAGGGCUUUGCUGUAGCAGCCUCCAUGUCAAAGUCACGCAACAUCCUGCGCAUUGGGCUUCACUCGCUUGGCUCAGCUCUUUGGGGUGAUGACCUCAGUUGCCAUGACAACCCCGCACACUGCCACUCCCUUACUACCUUUCUCUACGGGCUGCGUGCACUGCUGAGGUCAUCACUGGCUGUAGCGGUCGUAACUGUACCUUCAUAUCUCAUUCAGGACAGAGCUCUAAUGGGCAGCAUAACCAGGCUAUGUGACAAUGCCAUAGCGCUGGAAUCAUUCAAAGGCUCUGAGAGAGAGACUAACCCACUCUACAAAGAUUACCAUGGCCUGAUACAUGUACGACAGGUACCUCACCUGAACUGUCUGGCAAGUCAACUCCCUGACCACAAAGACCUGGCCUUCAAGCUUAAGCGAAAACAGUUCACUAUUGAGAACUCAAAGGUUAGAGGAGCUGUGCAGCACUUCUGGAUUGCUUUGACCUUCGCUCUGCACAUGCUCAGUGGGUUCACAGAGCCCAGAGCCAAGCAGACACAGUGUAGCCAGGACCUUGGGUGCGUGACAGCCAGACAACGGUGUGAUGUCUUUUUUUUUUUUUUUUUUCUUAACUCACCCACUGAGAAUGAUGUAUAUGUGAUUGAUUUUUCCCUAGCCCUCUCUCUACCGUGUUUACGCUGCAAUGAACUAAGCAGGACUGAGUCCAGGCUUGAUCAAUGUAUUGUUUUUCUUUUUCAAUCACACUUGAGUGAGCUGAAGACACGAAAGGUUACACAGGUGAGGUUUGGCAGGGGUGGAAGCAGAGCAGUGCUUGCGGAGGCCCCCUCAAGGCCAAUAUAUGAGCUCGCAUGGAUGUUUUUGUGUGUCUGGGAGUGGGGGAGUGAGUCAGAAAGAGCUACGUCCAAAGAAAAGUCCAACAACAUCUGUUUUAAACAACAUUCAUGUUUGGUUUCUGUGCCUUCAUCUUUUUCUUUCUCCAAGUGAGACUCGUCCCUCCUUGCCUCUUUAAGUCCUGUGUAACCUUACCUUUAUCAUCUUUCAUUAAAUUAUAGGUCCUUCACAGUGUGUCAGUGCUCACCUGCCCCAGAUAAUCUGCUAGGCUGCAUGAAGACUACUCCUCUUGUUUCCUCUACUUGCCUGACAAGAGUCUGCUCUCACACACACACACAAAGGCAACGUGCCCAGCAGAAAAGGGACUAGUCGAGCACGAUAUACCUCCAACCUGUUAGCCACAGUAGCCAGAGAGUGAGGCCUCAUAUCAGACAAGGACAUCAGGAAUGUAAAAACAUUUUGUGGUUCAGCUUAUGUGCUCCUCAAACAGUAUUAAGCAAAGGAAGGAUGUAGUCUGCCCUAAAGGAGUAAAGAGUGUUACGUAGUCUUGAUUUGAUCUCUUAGCAUUGACGCUGCUAAACCCUAUACCCAAACACCUAGUGAUUAAGAAAAAGAUAAGUAUCUGUGGGAGUGGAAGGAGCUCUCUUAAAGCUGGAUGUCUGGAGGGGGUACAGAUGUGGAAGGGUAGAGCUGGGAUGGGAGGUGUGGGGUUGGGAGGCAUGGGAGCGCAGGCUUUGACCAGUGGGUUUCAGAUGUCAUGGCAGAUUCUUUCGGCGGACAAAUGAUAGGGUUUAACUUCUCUUGUACCCGCUAUUCUUGUAUUCUGAUUUAACCUCCGUGAUAGACACUUGAGUAACCUGCUACUCAACACCAUUGUCAGACACACACUUGACUCUGGGGACACUUCACCUCCUCUCACGCUCUCAGCACCUCUUCAAGACUUUGUUCGUGGAGUGCCACUGGCGGCCUUUCUUGUGGCUUCAGGAGAGCCGAGCGGUGUAGCCCCUCUUAAGCUUUAUAGUGGUUAGCGUGUUAGCGUUAGGGGGCUUUACAUGAGUGGCCCUUUUGUGCUCUGAGUUGGCACAGGGCGGCUCCACAGAUAAGCUUUGCUAUGAAACGGCUAAAAGACUUGAUUCUAAUGACUCUUGAUAAGAGCACAGAGAAAAACACAAACAUGACAAAGAGAGAGCAAACACAUCUUGUUUGGUCCCAAAUAAAAGUGGAAGAAACCAGUUGACUGUACUUUUUACGGACAUAAAAAGACACUUUUCUUUAACAGAAAAACAAUGACUUGAAUAUUGAGUUAAGUUUAUCUGUUUUGACGUGGAAAUGCAUCUAUAGCAACCUAUUUCCAUGUCCUCCAGCUUGCUUCAUCUGUGUGGCCUUCUUCACCUCUUUUCCUUUUCUAAAUGGAGAAAAUAUUGACCAUUUCCUACAUGUUUAUCAAAAGUAAGGUUGCAAAAAAUAUUCCAAGGUGUUUUGUGUUUUUGAUCCAGGCAGUUUUACCACAGGGUGUCUGUUGGUGUCGUUGAAAGACUCACCAGACUUCUUUGGGCAGAUUGGACUGACGUGGUCCCUCAUUGGUUCAGAACGGUGUCCGUUUUGAUACUGUUGAUUAUAGCAGUCGUCUAAAUAGAAAUUACAGAUUGCAGAAUGUUGUCACCAACCCAUCAAAGUCUUUCAAACAAAGUCUUGCCAAUUUUCAGCCAUCUUUGAAAUGGCUCCAGGCAGCUGUUUCAGCCUACACCAGGUUUCUGUCUAAAUUAAUAGAUAGAGAUCCAUAACAUCACUGAAAUCACUCUGUUUAUUAAAGAUCGGUGACUUUGCCACAAAUUAAGCACCCAGAGUUUCGCCAACCUCAAACCUGUUUUACGGCUUAAUUCAGAGACAUGACACCGUCAACUCUGGCCCUUUCUUCUUUUGAUUCGCGUUGGCUCCUCCCACCGUAGCACUCAAACUGAACAGGUUUAUGUUAUCCUGUCUAUUGGCUCGGUUUCCUCUUUCUUGCUCGAUCAUAGCCCAUUCAGCCCGUCAGUCAUAAAUCAUGUGAAACUGUCUGAAUACAGUCAAAUAAAUCUAGGGACUGUGAGUGCGUAUUGAAAUGCAUUUGGGGGUCUGGGCAGUUUGUUUAAUCUUAUCGGGGUCCUUCAUUGAGAAAAAAUAUCUGCAGUUCACAACCCCACCCACACACACACACACACAUAUUCCAUGAGAGCUGUAACAGACCUAAAGCUCUCUGAAGCAUUUAGCAGCACGCUAGCAGGUUUACUCCACACUGCCAGUGCUGAGGGGAGUGGUGAAGCAUCUAAUGCAAUUUCAACCUAACAUGACUCUGUGAAUAAACAUCACUGACGUGUACCAUAUACUGUAUGUUAAACCACUGUAGCACUUUCUUUUUCCUCCAAACAGGCUGAUAUAAUACUCUAACCCCCCCCCCCCCAACACCACCACCUCCUUCUCUG
Messenger RNA from Solea solea (common sole), 3984 nucleotides. It is a transcript of the gene elp4, whose product is annotated as elongator acetyltransferase complex subunit 4. The coding region runs from base 32 to 1675 and encodes 547 amino acids. Gene Ontology annotation, biological process: tRNA wobble uridine modification. Gene Ontology annotation, cellular component: cytoplasm; transcription elongation factor complex; elongator holoenzyme complex. The record is from RefSeq and is a predicted model, not a curated record. Lineage: Eukaryota; Metazoa; Chordata; Actinopteri; Pleuronectiformes; Soleidae. The transcript is spliced from 10 exons.